CCAGAACGCCAUAAAAAGUGGCGGCUCUGCGCUUCGGCUUCCGCCCAUUUCUCUCUAGAUUUUGUACAUACCGUUCUGUGAUGACUUCGGCGGCGUCGACGAGCACCCUCCCAGCGGUCCCGGGCACUGACCCCUCCCGCUGUAUCCUGGAUUCCUUCCGGAUUUCCAUCGCGAAAAGAAUAGCGGACGCGCUCCCUGCUCUCAGUGUUGAGCAGGCGUAUAGUGGCGUGGAUUAUGGGAAGAAGGGGGUGGAUUUUACUGUUGCGCUGCCGCGGUUUAGGUUGCCGGGAAAGGUGGAUGAGCAUGCGAGUAAGGUUGUGAGCAAUUUCCAACCGGACGACUGGGUCCAGUCCGUCACGCACGACAAAGCGUUCCUGCACUUCCAGCUCAACACAACGACGCUCCUCAAGCAGGUCCUCACGCAAGUGCACGCGCUCACGCACGAGACGGCGUCCGGGAAGCCUGAAUACGGAGAGAAUAAGUCGGGCGCAGGGAAGAAAGUGAUCAUCGAGUACUCGUCGCCGAAUAUCGCCAAGGCGUUCCACGUCGGGCACUUGCGGUCGACGAUCAUCGGCGCGUUCCUCGCAAACCUGUACAAGGCGAGCGGGUGGGAGGUCAUUUCGAUGAACUACCUCGGCGACUGGGGGACCCAGUUUGGUAUGAUUGCAGUCGGCUUCGACAAGUACGGCUCGCAGGAGGCGCUCGAGAAAGACGCGAUCAAGCACCUUCUGGAUGUCUACGUCAAGGUGAACAAGGACGCGGAGGCCGACCCCAACGUCAAGGUAGAGGCAGCCAAGUUCUUCAAGCGUAUGGAGGACGGCGACGAGGAGGCGCUGAAGAACUGGCGGCAUUGGCGAGAACUCUCGAUCAAGAAAUACGUCGAGGAGUACGAUCGACUAAAUGUGCACUUUGAUGUGUAUACCGGCGAGAGCGAGGUGGGGCGCGAGUGGCAGGACAAGGCGCUUGAGCGGUUAAAUGAGAUGGGCUUGAUUAGCGAUGUGGAUGGCGCAAAAUUGGUCGACCUCGAGAAGUGGAAGCUGCAAAAAGCCGUCGUGCGCAAAAAGGACGGAACGUCCAUCUACCUGACCCGAGAUAUCGGCGGCGCCAUCGAGCGGUAUGAAAAGUACAAAUUCGACAAGAUGAUCUACGUCGUCUCGUCGCAGCAAGACCUGCACCUCGCGCAGUUCUUCAAGAUCCUGCGGCUCAUGGAGUUCCCGUGGGCGGACAACCUCGAGCACGUUAACUAUGGCCUCGUCCUGGGCAUGAGCACGCGCAAGGGCACGGUCGUGUUCCUUGACCAGAUCAUCAGGGAGGCGGCGGACGUCAUGCACGAGCAGAUGCGGAAGAAUGAGGAGAAGUAUAACGCGGUUGAGGACCCUGAAGGGACCAGUUUGGAGAUUGGCAUUACUGGAAUCAAGAUCCAGGACAUGGCCGCCAAGCGGGUAAACAACUACACAUUCAAUUGGGACCGAAUGAAGUCCUUCGAGGGCGACACCGGACCCUACCUACAGUACGCCCACGUCCGGCUCGCCUCAAUUGCGCGGAAAAACCCGAAUCUCCUGCCCCUCCCCCCGCCAUCCGAGAUUAAAGUCGACCUCUUAGCGGACUCACCGCACGCGCGCGAGAUCGUGUUCUUGCUGGGCUCAUACCCCGAUGUUGUGAAGACGGUGCUGAAGACGCACGAGCCGAGCGGCGUGGUGACGUUCGCGUUCCGGCUUGCGCACGCGAUCUCGAGCGCGUGGGACGUCAUGAUCGUCAAAGGCGAGCCGAACGAGGACCUGGCGAAGGCGCGUCUGUGGGUGUAUCUGAGUGCGCGGGAUGUGCUGGGCGCGGCGAUGAGGUUGCUGAGCAUCCGACCGCUAGAGCGGAUGUAGAGGUGACGCUGAAAUUCUUGUAUUGUAGAUGCCUCAUCAUGAUUUCGUUUAUGGUCCUCCAUUGAGCAGGUACACAUUUGUUCUGUCGACAGUGUUGAACUCUAGCGUUUCGGAAUACUAUGCCGACGCGUGGCAUCUCGGAGCAGUGUCAUGCAGGUCACCGUGACCGUUCCCGC
Molecule: messenger RNA, 2050 nt
Organism: Gloeophyllum trabeum ATCC 11539
Lineage: Eukaryota; Fungi; Basidiomycota; Agaricomycetes; Gloeophyllales; Gloeophyllaceae
Product: arginyl-tRNA synthetase
Exons: 5
Coding region: 81-1874 (597 amino acids)
Biological process (GO): arginyl-tRNA aminoacylation; mitochondrial translation
Cellular component (GO): cytoplasm; mitochondrion
Molecular function (GO): ATP binding; arginine-tRNA ligase activity
Source: RefSeq, a predicted model, not a curated record